This is a messenger RNA of Triticum urartu, 909 nucleotides long. RefSeq lists its product as uncharacterized. The record is from RefSeq and is a predicted model, not a curated record. Lineage: Eukaryota; Viridiplantae; Streptophyta; Magnoliopsida; Poales; Poaceae. Gene Ontology annotation, biological process: lipid catabolic process.
AUGGAGAGGGAGCCGCCCGUGCAGGGCCCCCCCAGCGCCGCCGCCGCCUACGGCUCGCCCCACCGCAGGGCGUGGAAGCGGUGCGUCCACUCCGGCCACCACGACAGCGCCACCUGGGGCCACGCCACCGCCGCCGACUUCGCGCCCGUGCCCAGGAUGUGCCGCCUUGUCAUGGCCAACUACGCCCCGCCCGACCUCCUCGCCGCGGUGCCCCUCCUCCUCGACCCCUCAAACGUCGUGCGCCGCUGCACCUACGCGGACACGGGGGGCCGGGUCACACCCUACCUCGUCUACCUCGACCACGCGCACGCCGACUUCGUGCUCGCGCUGCGCGGCCUCAACCUCGGCCGCGAGUCCGACUACGCGCUGCUCCUCGACAACCGCCUCGGCAAGCGCCGCUUCGACGGCGGCUACGUCCACAACGGCCUCCUCCGUGCCGCCGACUGGGUGCUCGACAGGGAGUGCGACCUGCUCCGGGACCUCCUCGACCGGUACCCCGCCUACACGCUCACCUUCACGGGCCACUCCCUCGGCGCCGGUGUCGCCGCCAUGCUCACCAUGGUCAUCGUGCUCAACCUCGACAAGCUCGGCAAGGUCGAGAGGGGCCGCACCAGGUGCUACGCCAUGGCCCCCGCCCGCUGUAUGUCGCUCAACCUCGCCGUCAGAUACGCCGAUGUCAUCAACUCCGUCGUGCUGCAGCCAGCUUCUAGGGUGAUCGACGAGGACUACUGCGGCCCGAUGGGAGUCGUGCUCUUCAACUACCCGGAGGCAGACUUCACCGUGAAGCCCCGCGACCGUGUCAUAGAGAUUAUCGUCCAGGUGAUUGCGACGCAGGAGGUCCCCGGGGUGGAGGACCUCGACGCCACCGUCCGGAGGUCACCGAGGUGGAGGACGACGCCACCAUCCUGA